AAUCUGUUUAUUUAUGUCCAUACAAACAGCUACACAAAAUAAAUCUGCAGUUCAUCACGUCUACAAUCCGUGAACCUUUGAACGAUCGAUUUUAAAAUACAUCUUAUUGCGUAGAUAAAUACUUCGACCCACGUGGCACACAAUACAUAUUCCGUCCCGAUACAUAUUAGUGAUGACGUCACCCCCACGCCCAUCAGCGCUCGUGCACUGUAGGGAGUAGUGCACUCGGUGUGGAUUGGAACACACCCCAUGAGCUGUGACUACACUGAGACUGUACAGUAGCACUGACUGGGGGGGACACACGCCUCUCUUAGACCCUUUUUGCGUGUUAAAUCAGUCGUGACACACACUAUGUAAGCCGCCUGGGUAAAAUAUAUCAUUACAGCUCAUUUCUGUAACCUGCAAUAAUGUCAGUUUCCUCUGAACACACCGAGUUUACAGUGGAGGCAGUAGAGAGGGCUCUUCAGCAGCUGUACUAUGAUCCGGACAUGGUGCGGAAAGACGUGGCCCAGAAGUGGCUGGCGCAGGCUCAAGCGUCGCCGCAGGCGUGGCACUUCUGCUGGGCGCUGCUGAGCCCGGACAAGGUGCCCGAGAUCCAGUUCUUUGGUGCCAGCACACUGCACGGCAAGAUCUCCAGCCACUGGCAUGACCUCAGUCCUGAGCUUCGUGAGUCUCUUCAAUCUCAGCUAGUCUCCCACGUGUGCCACUUCGCCCUCGGGCCCAAGAUGGUGCUGACUCGGCUCUGCGUGGCCCUGGCUUCUUUGAUCCUUCGUACGCUCCUUGACUCCUGGCCCAGCGCUGUGCCUGAUCUCCUCCAAGCGUUCCAGAGCGCAGAUGGUACAGCCGAAGCAACCAGUCAGCGCCUGGCCCUGUUAGAGGUGCUCACUGUAUUGCCUGAGGAACUCCUGAGCAGGAAGUUCACAUCAGGGAACCGUGCCAGGCUUCAGACUGCCCUGGCGCAAGAGUGGACCUUGUUGUGCCCGUUGUUGAGGGAGCUGCUGAGGUGCGAAGGCUCGGCGUGUGGCGUGAAGGAGCGAGCGCUGCGCUGCCUGCCGUCGUGGCUCCCACUCGGCAUUGAUUUGGGACAGAUCGAAGGAGUGGUGAAGGAUAGUUUAGAGCUUCUUAAAGUGCCUGAGCUUUUUGACACGGCUGUGGAGAGUGUCGUCGGUGCUCUCUCGGUGACUGACUGGCAAAGGUCUGCAGAAGGUCUGGUGAAGUUGUUGCCUUGUGUGCUGGAGCUCCAGGAGCAGCUGAAGAGGGCGGUGCAGGACAGAGACAUGGAGACGUCUCACGGAAUCUGUCGCGUUGUCGUCGCUCUCAGCGAAACUCACUGCAGAACGUUGCUGGAACAGAUCGGACACUGGCAGGGUUUCCAUGCGCUGGUCGGUAUGAUUCUGUCAUGCACCGCGAUUCCUGGUCACUACCCGGUGGAUGAGACUUCCAGCUCACUGACCCUCACAUUCUGGUACACGCUGCAGGAUGACAUCAUGUCACUGGAUACGGAGAAGCAGACCUUUUAUUUGCAGCUCUACAGACCCAUUUACUUCCAGCUGGUCGACGUUCUGCUGCACAAGGCCCGCUUUCCCAACGAGCACGACUACGCCUCGUGGACUUCCGAUGACAAGGAACAGUUCAGAACGUACAGAGUCGACAUCUCGGACACUCUGAUGUGUGUGUAUGAGCUUUUGGGCCCCGAACUGUUGCGCAAACUGUACGACAAACUGGGAGUGUUGCUGACCGACCCGACACACAUACACUCCUCUCUGUGGCAGGAUAUAGAGGCUCUGCUGUUCGGUUUCCAGUCCAUCGCUGACACGGUGGACGUCAGUUACUCAGACGUGAUUCCCGGACUGAUCGGUCUCAUCCCGCUCAUCUCAUCGAACAACAUCCAGCUGACAGAGACCGUCAUGUUCACGCUAGGCUCGCUGGCCGAGUGGUUGGCCGAUCACCCGGUCAUGGUGCCCGCUGUCCUGCGCGUCGUCUUGCCCGCCCUGUCAGACGCUGAACUCUCGGUGCCCGCCGUCUCCACGCUGAAGAGGAUCUGCCGCGAGUGCAGGCAUCACCUUUACCCUCACGCCAACGACAUCCUGGCAUCCUCACAGGACGCACUCGUUAAGAGGACCCACAAGAGCCCUCAGAGCACGUGGCUGAUGCAGGCUCUGGGAUUUUUACUCUCCGCCAUGCCGGAUGAGGAGAUUCAAGACAAAUUGCUUUCCCUCCUCUCGCCUCAUAUCCAGGACCUGGAGCAACUGGCCAAUCAGGCGCCCUCUCCUGCCACUAAACGCUCCGCACUUCAGGUUCUGGGUCUGAUCUCCAGCCUCUUCUCCACUCUCGACACGAGCACGUACGCCGAAGGACCGGACAGGGUUAAAGGUCGUCGAUUUGCUGCUCACAACAAUCCGGUUGUAGUCGUGCUACGUCAAGUGUUUCCUCUCAUCCAGACACUUCUGAGCAAGUGGCUGAAAGACACCGAGGUGGUGGAGGCCUCAUGUGCGGUUUUCGAGAAAAGUCUGAAGACCCUCGGUGGUGAUUUUGCUCCUCUUGUAGCUCAGCUUUGUGAGCUGAUCAGUCAGCUGUACAGCACCUACCCACAAGCCUCUGCUUUGGAUCUCAUACAGCAGCUGCUUCAUGUGUUCGCCUGCGAGAAGGAACACGUCUCAUCGGUCGCCGCGGUUCUGGAGCUCGUCACCAACGUAACCAUGUCGGUUUUUCAGCACGGUGCUAGAGACCAUCCUGAUGUAGUCGAGUCCUUCAUGAAGCUUCAUGCGCAGGUUCUGAAAAGGAAGCCGGACCUGUACGGCUCCGAGGGUCUGGACGUCAGAGUGGUCUUCUACUGUGGGAUUUUAGCUUUGAAAUUUCCCGAGGCUCCCACUCUCAAGUCCACAUGUGCGCUGUUCACAGAGCUGAUGUCUCGCUGCGAGGACGUCCCCGCUGUCCGAGACGUGCUGCAGGAGGACGGCCUGCUGCUUCUUCAGACCCUACUGGAGGCUAUCUGUAUCCAGGCUCCCCUGGGCUUGCUGGAGCACCUGGCUGAGGUUCUGUUCUCCAUCAGUCUCCACUGUCCCAGCUUGCUCGUGACUCGGUUAAGAGACGUCCUGCAGUCUGACGCCUUCCCCUGCGCCUUAAUCACUCCGGAGCACAAGGAUCACUUCUGCCAGCAGAUCCUCAGGGAACAAGCGAGUAAGUGGAAGAUGAGGGAAAUUGCGAAGGAGUUUUGCCUGUUGUGUCGGGGUCUACAGGGAGCAGAGGAAACCACGGAGUACUGAACAGCCGUCGCUUUCCGAACACCCGUCUGAACAUUUUAGACACUUGUGGGAUCAAACAUGAAAAGACAAAAUGUCUGGGCGGAGAAUCCCAUUUUUACAGACUUCCAUUGUCAUGAGGUCAUGGUUUUCUGUCUAAUUUUAUUAUUCUACUGUGUAGUUUGUUUGUUUUUUUCGAACGUGUGUUUAAGCAUCAUCAUCAUCACGCCUUCACAGGUCAUGGGCAUCGUCCCAGGUUUGGUGUGUUUCAGUCUGCACAGAACUUCAGACAAGACAGUAUUAACGCUAGCAUUAAAAGGUUUUACGUUUGUAAUAAACGUACGAUCGUGUUAAGAUACGUGUUAAGGUCGUAAUUCGUCACAACACCAAAAUAAGAAAAAAAAGAACCAACAAGUUUCCAUAAACUACUAACAGAGAA
Molecule: messenger RNA, 3681 nt
Organism: Tachysurus vachellii
Lineage: Eukaryota; Metazoa; Chordata; Actinopteri; Siluriformes; Bagridae
Gene: ipo13a
Product: importin 13a
Exons: 21
Coding region: 408-3266 (952 amino acids)
Biological process (GO): protein import into nucleus
Cellular component (GO): nuclear membrane; cytoplasm
Molecular function (GO): small GTPase binding
Source: RefSeq, a predicted model, not a curated record